This is a messenger RNA of Cynara cardunculus var. scolymus (artichoke), 1350 nucleotides long. RefSeq lists its product as uncharacterized. The record is from RefSeq and is a predicted model, not a curated record. The coding region runs from base 1 to 1200 and encodes 399 amino acids. Gene Ontology annotation, biological process: base-excision repair. Gene Ontology annotation, molecular function: DNA-3-methyladenine glycosylase activity. The transcript has 5 exons. NCBI's taxonomy places the organism in Eukaryota, Viridiplantae, Streptophyta, Magnoliopsida, Asterales, Asteraceae.
AUGUGUUCUUCAAAAUCCAAAUUGAUACAACCAAUUCAGGUAAACUCUAAAGCUACUCCGGCAGCCACCAUGGUUUCCGACAUCAAUGGGCGGCCGGUGCUCCAACCAGCUACCUCCAACCGAGUCCUUGCAAGAUGUUCGCAUAAAAAGAGUCCAUCCCUCCCUAAAUCAGCUUCCACACCUCCACCACCACCACCACCACCACUUCACGCUAACCAGCCCGAGUACUGUACGAAUUCCAGCUCUGAAAGGCUCUUUCCGUCAACACCCAUCAAAUGCACCGCCCAAAAAUCUGUUAUUCCGGUAAAAAAGUUAAAAGGAGUUACUAGCAAUAAUGGCGGUGGCCAUGAUCACCGUUCCAGCGAUUUUAUUUCUGCUGCCGUCAUCAGCACUAAUCCUAACUCAUUGGUGAAGUACUCAUCAGCGGCGAUUGUGGAUGCUCCGGGGAGUAUAGCGGCUGUAAGGAGGGUACAGGUGGCAGCGAUUCAGGUUCAGAGGAAAAUGAGGAUUGCUCACUAUGGUAGAUCUAAGUCUGCCAAGUAUGAUAGCUGCAGCAAGCUCACAUCUUACUUUGAUUUCAACUCUCUGAUGAAUGCCACUACUGGUUUCAGAGAAGAGAAAAGAUGCAGCUUCAUCACUCCUACUUCAGACCCUAUAUAUGUUGGAUACCAUGAUGAAGAAUGGGGAGUUCCUGUUCAUGAUGAUAAGUUGCUGUUUGAAUUGUUGGUGUUGACAGGUGCUCAAGUUGGAUCAGAUUGGACUUCAGUCUUGAGAAGAAGACAAAAAUUUAGGGAAGCAUUCUCAGAAUUUGAAGCAGAAAUUGUAUCCAAGUUUACAGAUAAGAAGAUAACAUCAAUUAGUAGUUGUUAUGGGAUUGAAGUUGGCCUUAUCAGAGGUGUUGUUGACAACUCUAAUUGUAUCCUUCAGAUCAAGAAAGCAUUCGGGUCGUUUGACAAGUAUAUAUGGGGAUUUUUGAAUCACAAGCCGAUUGUAACGCAAUACAAACUGAAUCAAAAGAUGCCUGUAAAAAGCUCUAAAUCGGAAGCCAUAAGCAAAGACAUGGUGAGGAGGGGAUUCCGGCAGGUCAGUCCUACUGUCAUCCAUUCGUUCAUGCAAGCUGCCGGACUCACCAACGAUCACCUCAUCACUUGCCCCCGCCACCUCCAAUGCGGCCGCCAUCCACCAUUCUCCGAUCAUUAAUUAACUAAAUCAAUAACUUUAUGAUCUGAACUCUAACUACAAAUAGUUUGAUUCUCUUGUAUUACUUUAAUUUGAGUGAGGUUUGCAUCAUAUGUUUGGGUUGGUUAGGUAGGGUGUAUGUAGUCAUUAAUGACCCCAUCCAUCAUGUUA